AUGGGGAUAGUUCAUAAACUCAUAACUUCUGUCUCCGGAUUGUACAACAACAUCAAUCCAAUAACAUUGAGUGGGGUCAAUGAUGUUAUUGUUGUUGAAGGCAAGGAUGGAAAGCUGAGGUGCACGGAGUUCCAACUUCGGUUUGGAAGGCUCUACUUUUAUGGAGUCAAUAACCAGACGGUUCAUCUAUUCAUCAAUGGAAAAAUGUGCGAUAUAACAAUGUCCAUAACAAGCCAGGGAGAGUUGUUCUUUGAAAAAGACACAGAGGACGACCUUGGAUUGGACUAUGAUAUCAUACUCGAGUACAACAAGAAACUCUCCACGAUGUUUGACUCAGACGAUGAGCUAAUUCUUAGCAAGAGGUUGGAGCAGCUCUCACUGGGAAAUGGCUCUGAUCUCAGUACAUUGAACUUCGAUGUUGUAAUGAAGUACAAAGAAAAGAACCUCAACAUUGAAGACAUUGAAUUCAAGAAGUAUUUAAGAAAAGAAAGGACAGAGAACCUUAAAAAGCGAAUGUAUGGCCAGGUUCUGCAUCAAAGAGACCAUAAGGAUUCAUACCAUGAUUUCGAAAAGAGAUUCGUCAAGUUCGGGAAUCUAAUCAAUUCCACAGAGCACUUCGACUUCCUAAUAGGAAAAUAUCGAUCUGUCCUUCAUCUUAUUGCCGGGUUACAUCUUUACCCACCAUUCAAUGACAAAAUCUGUGACGGAAAUACCAAGGAGUGUAUGGGAGCAAGCAUAUCAUUUUCUCUUUGCUACAACAAAAAAAUACAGGAAUCUUUGGAUCAUACAUUCAACUCCUUCCUGGUUCAAGAGAUAAGAAAUAUAGAAAGCCUGGUUGUGAGGGUCCAAGGAUGUAAGAAGUGUAACUUCCGUUUCUAUUUACCAUACGAUAUAUUCUGUAAAAUAUUCUUUGAAAUCCAAGGGUCUCGGAUCAAUAAGGCAAAGAAGAUUAUGAAGAUCCUUGAAAAUGAGCAUAAUAGACUUCUUGGGUGGAAUAUAUUUGGGACAAAAAAGAUAAUCAAAAGGGAUGUAUCCUUUUCUUUGAAGCUGAACUCUGAAGAACUAAAGAUGCUCAACCUAAAAGAGGGGAAAAAUCAAGCAAUCUUUAAAAUCAGUGGUCUGAACAAGCACCUGGAGGGGAAUAUAUACCUAUGGAAGGACGAUGCCAAGAUAAUUGUCUCAGAUAUUGAUGGCACAAUAACAAAGAGUGAUGUUUGGGGUCAUCUUUAUGGUAUGAUAGGAAGGGACUGGACUCAUCAUGGCGUGGCUUCACUAUACACAAAAAUAGUCAGAAAUGGAUACAAAAUAGUUUAUCUGACUGCGAGGGCUCUGGGGCAAUCGUCCUCUACAAAGUCAUAUCUCAAGAGUGUAUACCAAGACGGAUAUAAGCUCCCCGAUGGGCCUGUAAUCUUAUCACCAGACGGUGUAUUUGCAGCACUAUAUAGGGAACUGAUAAUAAGAAGGCCAGAAGACUUCAAGAUAGCAUGUCUGAAAACAAUUCAGGGCCUUUUUGGAGAUACAAAUCCAUUCGUUGCAGGGUUUGGAAACAAAAUCACUGAUGUGAUAACUUAUAAAGCAUUGGAAAUCCCUCUUUCAAGAAUUUUCACGAUCAAUCACAAGGGAGAAUUAUACGUAGAGUUGGUAAAGACACUAUCUGGAACAUAUAGGACAAUGAACGAUUUUGUAGACUGCAUGUUUCCAUAUCUAUCUACUAAGACCAUCCCAUUUAUAGAUCACUCAUUUAGUGAUUUUUCUUGGUGGAGUAUCCAGAAUGCAUCCCGUACAUAA
Molecule: messenger RNA, 1788 nt
Organism: Encephalitozoon romaleae SJ-2008
Lineage: Eukaryota; Fungi; Microsporidia; Unikaryonidae
Product: plasmid maintenance protein
Exons: 1
Coding region: 1-1788 (595 amino acids)
Molecular function (GO): phosphatidate phosphatase activity
Source: RefSeq, a predicted model, not a curated record